Messenger RNA from Papaver somniferum (opium poppy), 1434 nucleotides. RefSeq lists its product as uncharacterized. Bases 1 to 1434 code for a protein of 477 amino acids. The record is from RefSeq and is a predicted model, not a curated record. NCBI's taxonomy places the organism in Eukaryota, Viridiplantae, Streptophyta, Magnoliopsida, Ranunculales, Papaveraceae. The transcript has 3 exons.
AUGGCAGAAUUAAGAGAAAUGAUGACUACACGAAGAAAUGGUGGAAAGAGAAAAUUAGAAGAAGCAGUAGAAGAAGCUGGAAAAACUCCUUUUACAAGACAAAUCCAAAGGGUAGAAAUACCUUCCAAGUGCAUCUUACCAGUGUUUACUAGUAUAUUUGAUGGAAGUGCUUGUGCAAUACAACAUGUGAAAGCCUACACUCGAUCUCUAUUGCAAUGGGAAAAUAAUGAUGCAGUCAUGUGUAAAUAUUUUGCUGCGAGCUUGGCGGGAGAAGAUUUGAAAUGGUUUGAAGGGCUAGCAGUAGAAUCCAUUGGGUCAUUUCACCAUUUACAGAACGUCUUUUUAGGACAAUACAUCAGCAAUAAUAUGUCAAGACCAGGGAUUGAGACAACAUUCAGACUUCGCAGAAGAACAAAUGAGACUUUGCGUCAUCUAACAACACGCUGGAGAACCAUGUUUUGCGAAAUGGGAAGACGAGUAGAUGAGCGACACCUUAUUCUUGCAUUUAUCAAUGCUCUCUUUCCUACAGAUUUAUUGUAUACACAAAUAUUUCGGAUAAAGGAUACGAUAACAAUGUCAGAAUUGCGCGAAUUUCAAGAAGAGUACAUAGCACUUGAAGAGAAACAAAGAGAUAUGGAUUCGUACCCAGUUGCAAUACCAGAUGCGAAGGGUAGAAAUGCAAGUUUACUUCCAAGAUUGACAAACACUGUUGCGAGUACAUCACAAGGGAAUCAAGGAAGGAAUGUUGCAAAAAUGGAACAAAAACUGGUAGCCAAGGGUAGUGCAGAUCAAGCAGAGUUUGAAAACCAACAUCAAAAUCGCGGAGUGGAUAAGAUAUGGGAAGCUUCCAUCCUAAUGAAAGAUAUUCCAGAACCACAUAAUGCAGGAGACGAACCACCACCAGCACAACCAAAGAAAUUGCCACCACCACCACCAAGGGGAAAUGAGUAUGAAGCGGAUAAUGGAAAGAAUGUACAUAUAAUUGAAGUAGGUGCGAAAUUGAAGAACUUGUAUUGUAAUUCGAUUAUACAUUCAUUCAAGAAUAUAGAAGAUUUCCAUGAUAAUAUCUUAAAUAGGGUGUAUGCGAGAGAUGUUGAAGGCAAAGAGAUCCUAAAUCUUGUGAAAGUAUCACCAUUAAAAGAGUGGAAAAAACAAGUUAUCACAUUCAGCGCGGAAGAAACACCAGGCGGAGGAGAAUCACAUGAAUGUCCAUUGGUGGUAAGAUUAGGAAUUAAUCCAAAUCCGAAAGUAGAGGAUGAUGAAGAGGAUGAAGCAAACACAUGGGUUAUGAAUAGAAUAAUAAUAGAUACUGGGAGUUCUGUUGAUAUCCUUUUCUAUCACACAUACAAAACUAUGGGAGGAAGAGAUGAUGAGUUAAUUCCUUCAACAUACAAAAUUUAUGGAUUUAAUGGAGCUGCAAACAAGCCAAAAUGA